Messenger RNA from Orbilia oligospora ATCC 24927, 1920 nucleotides. RefSeq lists its product as uncharacterized. The transcript is spliced from 2 exons. Gene Ontology annotation, molecular function: ATP hydrolysis activity; ATP binding. Lineage: Eukaryota; Fungi; Ascomycota; Orbiliomycetes; Orbiliales; Orbiliaceae. The record is from RefSeq and is a predicted model, not a curated record. Bases 1 to 1920 code for a protein of 639 amino acids.
AUGCAAAUCAACGGAGAUAGCUCUGAGACCAAUGGCUCCCCAGAAACCAUCAACGAUGUGAUUCUGCUCGAGAGGCGGGAUUACGAAGACCCAGAAGAUAAAGAUGGGUUUUAUUCUCAUCGUACAAAACUUUAUGAGCUUGGGAAAGGUCCAGCCGCCAAAAGGCAGAGGGCCGAGGAAGGAGAAAGUGAGGAGUUCGGUAACUAUACAUUUCGGUGUAUAGAACAGAAUUCCAAAUACACCUCCGGUAGAAUCCUUGAGAUCAAAUCCGAUCCAGUUAAGAAGGCUUUGGAAAAGAUUGUAAUUGGCUACCCCGAUAUCUCAUUUUCGGUCCAAACCCCAAUUUUGAACUUCCCGUUGAACGAACUUCAUAUUUUCAGCGACAAGUUAAAUGCGUUGGCUGAGGAAGAGGAAGGGAAAGGAACCGAACUCGGACACCAUCUAAGUGUUUUGAUGAAGUUUUUGAAUAACGAAUGGGCACCAUACAACAAGAAGGUUAGCUACUGGACAGAUGUUGGAUUGAUCACUUAUGAAUAUCUAUGGACUUUGUUCCAGCCAGGAAGCUAUAUUUACACGACAAUUAAUAAGAAGUCUCGGGUCCUAAAGCUUAAUUCUUUUCAAUACCAAAGUAGCUGCUCCUCCAAAUGGGCGCAACUUUACGGUACCUACAUCGACUACGACGGUACUAUGUUCGGCGAAUCAUCCAUGGACUUCACGAUCCCAGAGUUCAGAGGCAGCAGAAAAAUACUUGAACUUCAAGUUUUCCCACUUGAAAAACAUCCAAAGAAAGAGGCUCUUGUAAAGCGAUUGAUCGAUAGAGGAACAAAAUUUGUCGGACUUCAAGGUUACCACUGCAAGAAGUACAAUGGCCCUGUCCCGUGCGGAUCUUCGAUUAAUACCCGGGUUAUGGUCGACUCCCUAUCUUACGGAGGAAGCAAAUACCUGUCCGCACUCAAACGGUCAGCUGUUGAAGAUGAAACGGAAGACAAGUAUCACGACGAAGACGGAAAUCCGAUCGAUAAACCAGAAUCCACGGAGCUUCUUGAGCUGACUGACGAUGAGAAAUUGAUUUGCACGGCUCUUAUUCCGGCAUUCACUCUUGAUGACCAUAAGAUCUGGCUGGAAGUUUUCAUUGAUGACAUCCAAGACAUCGAAUGGAAUCCAGAGAUCUUUUCCAAGCUCGUGCUUCCGGCUGAAACUAAACAGCUGAUCCGCGGUCUUGUGGAAUCUCAUAUCAACGAAAAGAGCCAAUUUGAUGAUUUUAUCGAAGGCAAGGGUAAAGGUCUCAUCUCUGUUCUUCACGGACCCCCUGGUCUUGGGAAGACCAUGACAGCGGAAACUGUUGCAGAAUACACAAAAUCCCCACUGUACACCAUUUCCGCGGGUAGUCUUGGGACAAACGUAUCUAGUUUGGAAAAGAGUUUGCGACGUAUUCUAGAUUUGGCUCAAAGAUGGAAGGCGGUCCUCCUGCUAGAUGAAGCAGAUGUUUAUCUCGAGGAGCGAUCGGUUCAUGACAUUGAACGAAAUGCUCUCGUUAGCAUAUUCCUUCGCCUUGUCGAAUAUUAUCAAGGGAUCCUCUUCUUGACCACAAAUCGCGUAUCGACUUUUGACGAUGCGUUUCAAUCGCGAAUCCAUGUUGCGCUUCGCUACAGCAAGCUCGAUACCGACGCACGUGAGCAAAUCUGGAGAAACUUUAUUACUAGGAUGGAUAAAAGGGAGACGAGUAUUGUUGAGGAGGAUUAUAAGGAACUUUCGGCUGUGGAUUUGAACGGAAGACAGAUCAAGAAUGCGAUCAGGACCGCGUUGAGUAUUGCUGAUACUAAUGGCGAGACGCUGGGACUUAAGCAUUUCAAUAUUGUUUUUGGGGUAAUGGCCACCUUUGAGCGUGAUUUGAAGGGUAUGAAGGCUUCCCGAACAUGA